Messenger RNA from Plodia interpunctella (Indianmeal moth), 1564 nucleotides. Its product is annotated as juvenile hormone epoxide hydrolase-like. The transcript has 8 exons. Gene Ontology annotation, biological process: epoxide metabolic process. Gene Ontology annotation, molecular function: epoxide hydrolase activity. The record is from RefSeq and is a predicted model, not a curated record. The coding region runs from base 125 to 1513 and encodes 462 amino acids. Lineage: Eukaryota; Metazoa; Arthropoda; Insecta; Lepidoptera; Pyralidae.
UGUGGACGAAAUAGUCUGCACACUGUCUCUUGGACUAAGAUAACUGCAUCGAAGCAUGAUAACACAACACGCCAGUAUACCGGCGACUGUGUUCAAACUGAGACGUGUUAUGCCGUAUUGAGCAAUGGGUCGAGUAUUAACAGUUCUGGCUGUGGUGGCUAUCGGCGCUGGUGCCUGGUAUGUCUUCCAAUGUCUGGAGGCACCGAAGGCGCCCAAGCUGAACCUGGAGGAGUGGUGGGGUCCCAAUGAGUUGAAGGGAAAGGUUGACACCAGUAUCAGACCGUUCAGGGUCCAGUUUGAUCAAGCUAUGGUACAAGAUCUGAAGACUCGCCUUAAAAACCAUCGACCCUUCACUCCUCCUUUGGAGGGCGUUGGCUUUGAAUACGGCUUUAACAGCAAGGCCAUUGACCCCUGGGUCCAGUACUGGGCUGAUAAGUACAACUUCACGGCCAGAGAGAAGUUCUUGAACCAGUUCCCACAAUUCAAGACCAACAUCCAAGGAUUGGAUAUCCAUUUCAUCAGGGUAACACCUAUGGUUCCUCAGGGAGUCAAAGUGGUUCCGAUCCUGCUGAUGCAUGGCUGGCCAGGAUCUGUCAGGGAGUUCUAUGAAGCCAUUCCUCUGCUCACACAACAGAGAGCUGGAUACGACUUCGUGUUCGAUGUCGUGGUGCCCAGUCUACCUGGAUAUGGGUUCUCUGAUCCAGCAGUACGUCCAGGACUCGCCGCACCCCAAGCAGCCGUGAUCUUCCGCAACCUGAUGCACAGGCUCGGCUUCACCAAGUACUACAUUCAGGGGGGAGACUGGGGGGCGUUGAUAGCUUCGUCUCUUUCUACGCUGUUCCCUGAUGAAGUCUUGGGACACCACACUAACAUGGCUGUCGUUCAGUCGGGCUGCAACUACGUGAAGUUGUUUGUGGGUUCGUUCAUACCUUCGUUGGUGGUAGACUCGCACCUAGUGGACCGCAUGUACCCGCUGUCAAACUGGGUCGCGUACGUCCUUGAAGAGUUCGGGUACUUCCAUCUGCAGGCCACCAAACCUGACACCAUUGGAACGGCUCUCAAUGACUCUCCGUCUGGUCUCCUAGCCUACAUAGUCGAGAAGUUCUCAACGUGGACCCGUCUAGAACACCGCUCAAGGGCCGACGGAGGUUUGGAGUUCCGCUUCACAAAGGACCAGCUGAUCGACAACCUCAUGCUGUACUGGUCUUCCAAGUCCAUUACCACGUCUAUGAGGUUCUAUGCUGAGAAUAUGAGCAAGAAGAAUCUGGCUUUGAGGAUGGAUGAAAUCAAAACGCCCGUCCCUACUUGGGCCCUGCAAGCCAAGAACGAGUUGUUUUACCAACCACCAAGUUUCUUACGAACCAAGUACACCAAUCUUCUAAACGCGACUGUACUCGAAGAUGGCGGACAUUUCUUCGCUUUCGAGCUUCCGCAAUUAUUCGCGGACGACGUGUUCAAAGCUGUGAAAGCUUUCAGGGAAUGGCACACGAAGAAAGCUAAGACUGAACUGUGAUUUGUUUUUAGGUUCUGUUAAUAAAGGUUGUUUUUUUUUUUUACUUUUAAA